GAAACAGCUGCCCAUUGCUUGAAGAUAUAUUUUCUUGUUUGAGAAGUCAAUCUGGUCAACAAGAUGAAGGGGUAUUUCAUUAUUCUGCUAAUCGCCUGCAUGGUUCUUAUGGCAGCCAGUAGUAGAUCCAGUCCUAGUAAUAAAGGAGGGGAUGAUGACAACGGCGACAGCAAUAAGGGCAAUGGAGAUGAUAAUGGAAACAGCAAUGGAAAUGGUGGUGACGAUGGUAGUGACAAUGGUGGUGACGAUGGUGGUGACGAUGGAAGUAACAAGGCUAAGGCCCUGAACAACAAAGGAAUCAACAAGGGUAGUUAAAGACAAUAAAGAAAAGAACAAGAAAGAACAAAGCACAACGAGAAUUUAUACGUAAUGAAAACUUAGACGAUUGUAUAAUAUUCUGUGACAAUUACAGAGUAAUUGGAAAUAAAUGAGUACUGACCUUUGCAUAA
Saccostrea echinata is the source of this 449-nucleotide messenger RNA. Its product is annotated as aspartate and glycine-rich protein-like. The transcript is spliced from 3 exons. NCBI's taxonomy places the organism in Eukaryota, Metazoa, Mollusca, Bivalvia, Ostreida, Ostreidae. The coding region runs from base 64 to 315 and encodes 83 amino acids. The record is from RefSeq and is a predicted model, not a curated record.